GGACUUGCCAUCCAGCUCACCUACGGGCGGCUGUGUCUUCUCGAAUACGCGUGGCUGAUGAGCGGAAACAGGCGGUGACACAACGCACCAGGCACGCGACUGCCCGUCGAAGGGAAGCCCCACUUGCUACAACUGCGGCCAGAGCGGACACAUGUCGCGCGAGUGCACCGAGGCUCCUAAGGACAAGACGUGCUACAACUGCGGCGAAUCGGGCCAUAUGUCUCGUGAGUGCCCGACUGCGGCUGCGCCUCGUGCUGGUGGCGGUGACCGCGGCGGCUUCAGCAGUGGCGGUGCCAGUAGCGGCCAAGAAUGCUACAAGUGCGGCAAGGUAGGCCACAUCGCCCGCAACUGCACCCAGGGUGGUGGCAGCUACGGCUAUGGUGGAGGCCGUGGUGGCGGUUUUAGUGGCGGCUACGGUGGUGGUGCUGGCGGUGGCUACGGUGGCGGCGGCCAAACCUGCUAUUCUUGUGGUGGUUUCGGUCAUCUCAGCCGUGAGUGUUUCUGGGUCAUUGCUUCGGACUGUUCUCCAUACUGAUUCACGUAGGUGACUGCACACAGGGCCAGAAAUGCUACAACUGCGGCGAGGUUGGCCAUCUUUCCAGGGAGUGCCCGUCGGAAGCGUCCAGCGAACGCGUGUGCUAUCGAUGCAAGCAGCCC
Baudoinia panamericana UAMH 10762 is the source of this 657-nucleotide messenger RNA. RefSeq lists its product as uncharacterized. The record is from RefSeq and is a predicted model, not a curated record. The transcript is spliced from 3 exons. Gene Ontology annotation, biological process: positive regulation of cytoplasmic translation. Lineage: Eukaryota; Fungi; Ascomycota; Dothideomycetes; Mycosphaerellales; Teratosphaeriaceae. Gene Ontology annotation, molecular function: single-stranded RNA binding; zinc ion binding; translation regulator activity. The coding region runs from base 152 to 535 and encodes 127 amino acids. Gene Ontology annotation, cellular component: cytoplasm.